Molecule: messenger RNA, 1206 nt
Organism: Talaromyces rugulosus
Lineage: Eukaryota; Fungi; Ascomycota; Eurotiomycetes; Eurotiales; Trichocomaceae
Exons: 1
Coding region: 1-1206 (401 amino acids)
Source: RefSeq, a predicted model, not a curated record
AUGGCAACUCAGACAAUCACAAUAAAUGACCAUAUCAAGUCGAAACCGAUACGAGAUGAUUGGUUUUAUCCGGACGAUUUUGCAAACGACCUGAAAGGUACCGAUCUUUCAGACAAGUUUAUCCAUGAGACAAUUAAUGCGGCCUGGGAGUAUGCUAGAUGUGUGAUCCCCAAUUUUACCAAUUGGGACCGAUAUGUUGCUUUCAUCCGUACACUCGAGAUUGCGGUUAUUGCUGAGUUUCGUGGUGAUCUUGUCGACCCUGCUAGCGAUGAUGUACUCGGAUUCAACAUCCCAGAACUUUUGGAUAUUCUUUAUGGUGCAACUGCAGGUCGUGAAGAGAUGGAACGUGAAUUUCGGACUUUCCUCAUAUUCACCUCGGAAAAGGCCAGCGAUAAAUGCACCUCGGAUUUGUUCCGUCGAUACGUGAAUGCACUAGCUUCGUCGCCAAAGAACUGGUUCAGGAUCCGAGACUGUGAUGCCCUGGCUCGCUUCACUUUGGCUGGCGCACUGGUAUGCUGUGAUAUCGAUGACGUUUGGUUUCGAGAAGACGAAUUUCAGAUCCUCAGCGAAAUCGCCGAUACCCUUUAUGACGCUGUUGCCUUUUACAAGCACCGUGCGGAGGGAGAAACACAUAGCACUUUCGCCUACAUCGACCCGGAACUCCGAAGGGAGAGCUUCCACGUGUGCCGUACGCUUUUGUGGCGCCUUGAAGUCGCCUGGGCACGCGAUGUUAAGUUUCUAGCUGUGCUCAACUUCAUUCGAUGGUUUGGCGGUCCGAUUCAUAUGACGACGAGACGUUACCGUUUUGUCGAUGAUGGCCUUACGUUAGGCACGCCCGAGACUGAAGAAGUCAUUCUCCAGACUCGCCAGAAUUUCAAGCUCUGGAACCGGGUGGACGCUAGUGUAAAGAAGCAGGAUACGAUUACGGAGGAGUUACCGAGAAAGCUUCAUUCGAACACCGUGGUCCACAAAGAAUUUUUGAUCGACGGACUUGCCGAAAUGCUGGAGAUCGACGAGAGUCAACAUUGCAAUAGCUGUCAAUAUCGCCCUUCGUACGGCGCCGAUUCUCCUGGUCAGUUUGGAGGCGUCAGACUCUGUGGUGGGUGUAGAACAGAGUGGUCGGAUUACGCCAAAUCAUUGCCAGCCCGCGCCGAGAAGGUUUUUCCUGUGCUCUCGUCUGCUAAGCAGGCUGGUACUACCAAAUAG